This is a messenger RNA of Zymoseptoria tritici IPO323, 1446 nucleotides long. Its product is annotated as amino oxidase. The transcript has 2 exons. The coding region runs from base 1 to 1446 and encodes 481 amino acids. The record is from RefSeq and is a predicted model, not a curated record. Lineage: Eukaryota; Fungi; Ascomycota; Dothideomycetes; Mycosphaerellales; Mycosphaerellaceae.
AUGGUCGGCGCCAUCUUCUCCAUUCUUCUAUCGAGCCUCGUUACUGCGGUAUCCGCCGACAAUGGAUGGACCGAGAACUGUUCUCACGUCAUCGACAAAGAUGUAGUCAUAUUCGGAGGAGGCGGAUCGGGCGCUCAAGCUGCUGUGCGGCUUCGGGAGGAUUACAACAAAACUGUUGUUGUGAUCGAGAAGCAGUGUAACUUGGGCGGUCACGUCGAGACAUACAUCGACUCCAUCUCUGGCAAACCCUUUGAUUACGGCGUCGAGUCCUACACGGAAUAUGGCGGCGCCAAAGGUUUCUUUGCACGAUUCAACAUCACUCUGGUCAAGACAAUGUAUCACCCUAUCAACACAACCUACAUCGACUUCCUCACUGGCGAUCCCCUCCCACUGUACCAUGAUCCCCAGCCGCCUGCCUUCGUAGCAGCACUGAAAAGCUACCUCACCCUCGCGGAAAAGUACGAGAACAUCACAUUUCCCUCCUUUGUGAACUUUCCCUCGCCUCCUGAUAUCCCCGCGGAGCUUUUGCUUCCCUUCAAGACCAUAGCGGAGACCUACAAGCUGGAAGCUGCAUUGCCGCUCAUUUUCGAAGGUACCGGCUGGGGAUUGGGCGAUAUAAGCACAGCUCCACUGCUGGACAUCCUACAGGAGUUGCCCGCCGUUCUGACCAGAGCUUUCUUGGGAGAACUCGCGAGCUGGGUUCCAGAAAGCGGGAGUAAUCAGGAACUGUACGACCGCAUCGGCGCUCUCUUGUCCUCCGACGUCUUGUACGACGCGACAAUCAUCUCGACUCGUCGAUCAGACGAUGGAGUCCAAGUCUUGGUUUCCGACGCACACGGCGAACAAACAUUGAUCCGCGCACGGAAACUUCUGGUCUCCAUCGCACUCACCGACGACAACCUCCCACUCCUCGAUCUCUCUCCCAACGAAGAAGAAAUCUUCAGCACAUGGGCUCCUGACAAUAUAUACUGCGGUAUCGUCUCCGGUCCUGCGCUCCCCGUCAACGGAUCCCUCGUCAACAUUGCUUCCGGAGCCGUGCCGGAGAACUACACCGUAUUUCCCACGCCGCCGUUCGUGGUCCGGUUCCAAUAUUCUGGGGACAACAAUUUUCGGGUCUUGGCUACCGGAACGGAGACGUACACCGAGGACUUGGCCAGACAGCUUAUUGUUGACACGUAUGAGGAAAUCACCGAGGAUGUGCGUGGAGAUGGACCUGUGGACCAUUUGGAUAUCAAAGCCUUUUCCGCCCACCGAACGACGUCCUUUCACGUUCCCGAGGAUAAGGUCCGAGACGGAUUCUAUGGAAAUCUGACGGCGCUUCAGGGUGGGAGGAGUACCUGGUUCACGGGUCGUGCUUGGGGAGGACAGUAUUCGACGACGUUGUGGGGGUUCAAUGAUCAGUGGCUUUUGCCUCGCUUGGUGGCUGAUCUUGAGGCAGGGUCUUGA